AUGGCCGCUACAUCUAUCCUCUUCAGUAUAGCGACAGCAGCGGCUUCGCCUCUUUCCACCGCCAUCCCCUCGCCGACUUCGUCGCCUGUGGCGAGCAUGUCCGACGACGAGAGCAGUGGCGAAUGUAAACUACUGGGCCCUUUUGCUAUACUGGUGCAGGGAGCGCUGGGCGCUCUGGCUUUAUUGUCCUUGGUCUUCAAGAGAUGGAGAGAAAGGCCGCAACGACCUCUCAAGGUCUGGUCCUUUGACGUGUCGAAACAAGUCGUCGGGUCGAUUCUGCUCCAUCUGCUGAACCUCCUCAUGUCGCUUUUCUCCUCCGGGCAGAUUGGAGAGACUGUUGUGAAUGCCGCAGCAAGCACACUCGGAGCCGAAACAACCGCGGAGUACCAACCAAACCCGUGCUCAUUUUACCUGCUCAACCUGGCCAUCGACACGACCAUCGGGAUACCCAUCCUCAUCGGCAUCCUCAAGAUCUUGACCAUGGGCGCACGGUAUACCCCACUCGCGAAACCCCCCGAAUCGAUCGAAUCUGGACGUUAUGGCACACCACCGAAGGCCUCCUGGUGGGCCAAACAGUGCCUCCUCUACUUUCUAGGGUUAAUUGGCAUGAAGAUCUGUGUAUUUAUCAUUUUCCAGCUCUGUCCUUGGUUAGGACGCGUUGGCGACUGGGCACUGGGCUGGACGGAGGGCAACGAGGCGGUUCAGAUUGCAUUUGUCAUGUUUAUAUUUCCCUUGAUCAUGAACGCUGCUCAGUACUACAUCAUCGACACAUUUAUCAAACAGAAGGGAUCACAAAACGAGGGACAAGAAGACACCGAACAUGAAAGAAGUGAAGAACACGGCUCUCUCCUGCCAGAUGCAGGACCUGAUCAUGGUCGCUCGCUCAGUGAGGAUGAGGCCUGCAAAGCCAAAUCCUCCAGCCAGCUUGAGAGAAUUGUUUCAUAUGACCCUGACAAGGACGGGGAAGUUGUUGUGAGGGAACAACCGGGCGAGAGCAGCGGGCUGACCGCUCAUGCAGAAGAAGAAGGUCUGGAAGAUCGGCCUCGGAUAUGA
Messenger RNA from Fonsecaea erecta, 1053 nucleotides. RefSeq lists its product as hypothetical. Gene Ontology annotation, cellular component: membrane. The record is from RefSeq and is a predicted model, not a curated record. The transcript has a single exon. Bases 1 to 1053 code for a protein of 350 amino acids. Lineage: Eukaryota; Fungi; Ascomycota; Eurotiomycetes; Chaetothyriales; Herpotrichiellaceae.